Molecule: messenger RNA, 5302 nt
Organism: Ostrea edulis (European flat oyster)
Lineage: Eukaryota; Metazoa; Mollusca; Bivalvia; Ostreida; Ostreidae
Exons: 3
Coding region: 142-5070 (1642 amino acids)
Source: RefSeq, a predicted model, not a curated record
GGUUAAGAGGUUCUGGGAAGGUAAAGAAGAUGGAAAAAUGGCGUCACUUACCUGUAAAGUAGCAAAGGAAACUGAGGCGUCUGUUCAUGGGAUAUUGGAUGACCUUGACCUAGUUCGAAAAUAAUAUAGAAGGAAGAGGUCAUGGACGUUGGGUUUCUCACAACCAGCCACAUAAGCAGUGAAAAGGUUUCUCACCAUGGGGACGGUUUAGCUGAAGGACAUAUAGCUUCUGAAACUGACGAUUACGAGGGGUCCACUGGCCGCUGUGUAGAGGACACGGUGUCAAACGAUAAUGUCACCAUGGAGAAACAUCAGUCACGUGAUAGAGUUCCCCAUUCACUUGACCCCAAUGCGUGCUCCACUGUACCCGCUGGAGAUACGGACAACACCACCACGUCUUCGGCAGUGUUUCACAAUUCUCCUUCACCUUCGGAAGAACCUUCAGAUUCUCCUUCAGUAGGGAGUGGUACUGUGACCUGCAAUGAAGAUCAUGGGUUUCUCUCGGAUGAAAGCCUCAGCAACGACUUAAGUUGUUUUGCCACAGAUCUAAACCCCUCCGUAGAAUGUAAGUCUCACGAACAGAUCAAUGAUGAAGCAGUCUGUGAAGCAAAGGAAACCAAUAUUGAAUCCAACUUGCACAGUGAGGUUAAGAUUGAUAACUGUUCUUCUACAAAAAGUUUUCAAUCGGACAAUCAGACCAAUGUCAAUGGAAUUACUUUUUCACAGGAGAAAACAGGUGAUACAAAGUCAUUAUCAUGUGAUGACAACAAACUCACGAUUAGUUUUGAAUCAGAGAAUAUGUCUAAACCUCAAGUUAUACAAAAUAGUUCUUCGACUUCUUUCAUGGAAAAAGAAGCUAUGACAGAAUCAGUUAAAUCACAGUAUACCACGGACAACACUGAUGACGAAGAGGACUCUCGCAUCAAGUCACAAAAGGACGACCCUCUUAUUAGUGACAGUAUUGACGAGAAAGUUUGUUUGUUCGGGAGAGAAUCGCCUCCACCUGGGGAUAAAACCGUCGCCUCUUUUCCCUUACCUUCUCUGAAUGGUAUUACAAGUACAGACAAAGAACUCGAUACAGCCAGUGUUUUCAUCGAAGAAAGCAAAAGAGAAAGAGACGGGUUUGGAAAAUCCGAUCUUCAAGUGGGGAGACAACCGAGUGCAGCAAGAGAAUGUGGACCCGCCUGUGAUCAUCCUGUAACUGAAACCUUGAUAAAACCAACAACUUCAAACACAAACAUUGAACAAACAGUUAGAGAAAAUAAUGAAAACAAGUCAACGAGUUUUGACGAACCAUUCGGAACAGAAAUGCCAGGAGAAAUCUUAGAGGAGCAAACAACUACGAGUGUAGAUAUUCCACUAAGUAAUGCCGCACAGGAAAAAGAGAGUGUAGAUAUUCCACGAAGUAAUGCCGCACAGGAAAAAGACAGUGAGUCUAGUGUAGAUAUUCCACUAAGUAUUGCCGCACAGGAAAAAGAGAGUGGGUCUAGGAAUGGCAUGGAAAGUGACAUAGACCAUAGUUACCUGGAAGAGUGUACUGAAGAGGAAGCCUCUGAACCGUCCAAAGGUCAACAUUUCGAAAUUAGAAAUAAAGGUCAAAUGUUUGGAGAACUUAUAAUUCAGCAAUCAGAUGUGCCGGAAUUCGAACUUCAACAAACUUCAGUACCAGAAAUGAUAAGUUCUGUUACUGUAGAGACAAGUCACGAUGAGGAGAGAAUCGAUACCACUGAUGAUUAUCAUUGGUGUGAAGAUGAUUUGACUGAGACAGAGAAGUGUUUUCAACCGAGAUCUCGCAGUGAAACUUCAAAUGGGUCAAAUGCAAGCUUUGGCGAAAGUGAGACAGAUGUCAUCUGGAGUAGUUCCACGGAUUCCAAGGACACCGCUAAAGAUGAUGAUCUUGAUUUUACCAUUGAAAUUAACGAAGACUAUGACGGUCAUGAUGAGAGCAUUGGAAAUGAGGUAGAAAUGGAUCUUAGUCAUGCCCAGGAUGACGAUCGUGAUUCUACAGAAAGUUGUGUCCCUGAAAGGCCAUUUUUAUCAGAGAAUACUAGAAAUAGUAAUCCAGGAAAUGAAUCUGAGACCGAGAAUCUGAAAGAGAUACCAUCCCAUUCUUCUGGAAGAGAAUCUCCUUUCAAAAUUCGACCUGUAGAGUGCUUCCAGAAUUAUGUGGCAGUAGAGUCCAACAAAAAGAAAUUACUGCAUGACCACAGUUACUUCAGACACAUAAGUAAAGGCAAAGGUAUCCUAGAAGAUGAGGUGACGGGAGAUCACACGUACAACAGAGACCAAACCAUCACUAAACUCCCGUACGUAUACCGCCCACAUCCACAAUUCGGAAACGCCAUGUGUGAAUUGGGAAGUGAAAGUAGCAAUCAAAGUGAAAAUACAGAGCUGUAUACAGAGGAUACAAAGUAUGUUAAUAUGAUAAGGGACCAUAGUUACCAAACAAUUAAGGAAGACAUGUUUCUAGCGCAUAGUCCGUUGGUUGAUGGAGAAACAAAUGAUGGAGCUUUAACAGUGCACAGUUUCCAAACACAUGAUGAAGAUGGGGCAGUAUCUUUACCGGCUACUCAGACUGAUUUAAAUAGAGAUAAAUUACACUUAGAAACAAAGAAAAGGAUUAUAUCGGUGAAAACCAUCCUAAACCGACCGGAACACUCCAAGAAUACCAACCUACAAGCAACAUGUGGGAAACAAGGAACAACCUUUUUAAAGACACGGACUGAUUUAAAUAAAGAUAGAAUGCUCUUGGUUACGACGAAAGGGAUUGUGUCGGUGAAUAGCGUCCUUCAAGGUUCUCAUAAACAAUCACAACUUUCCAAAGAAUAUAAAAGUCUACAUUCAAUGACACAACAGAAAAACCAAACUGGACACAGACAUAUGGAGCAUAAAUUGAGAAUAGUAGACGGAAAAGUGAUCCCUGGAUCUGGUUUUAAAAGUUAUCCACACGGAGAAUACGAAAGAAAUAUCCGCAUUCUACAAGAUGGUAAACACGCACUUGGUAUAAAAUCCAAAACGGACUCAGAAAAAGCAGGAUUACAGAGACCCCAUAUUGCACAUCCACAGCAGGAAGCGCCACCUGCAAAUAAAAACGAAGCAACAAAAACACCAGUGAUAAUAUGUACUGCUAAGCCGAUACAGACGGGGUCUAAAUACCCAGGUUAUAUGUUUUGCUACAAAAGCGUUCUAAAUAAUAAAAAAGAAAUAUCGAAUUGGACUACUGAAACUUCAAAACCAAGUGUUAUCAAAUGUUUGAAUACGUCUCGCAACUUGCAGAAAGAAGUUCAAUAUUCAUUCAACAGACAAUCUUCAGACCAGUUUUGUAAACUGGAAUGUCCCUCUGACAAAGAGACACAGACUCGAUACCAGUCCAUUAAAUCAGAGGAAGAUGCUAAACCGAAGAAAAAAGAUGGAGACUUUGAAGUAGAUGUCGCGACCAGUAUCUGCCAGACAGUUAUUCCAUCAGAUGUAACAAAUGAGUCUACUUUUGAAAUUCCUUCCAACAUGCCUUUAACGUUCCGGAGAUUUCAUCAUCUCUCUAAAAGAAACUUGAAAGGUGCUUAUUUGGUUCGUGACAGAGGAAGUGGCUACUUUGUCUUUAAAAAGUUAUCCUCAUUUCAUUUAAAGGACGGUGUGUAUAUAGAGGCUAUCUAUAACAAGGAGACGGAUAAACAAUUAGCACAGUACAUCGGAACACUGAUACAAGACCCAUGUUUUGAAAUUAUUGAGAAUGUGCCAUUCAUUAGGAUCGCUAGAUGUCCAAAUAGUACAGCUAUAAAACUAUGGAAGUUACGAUCAUAUACAGAAAAUUGUCACUCAGAGGAAAUGCCAUUGAAAAUAGGAGCUGUGUUUUCUCUUAGGCCAGAUAAUGGUGAGAGCGAGAACUCGGUCACAAUGUUAAAUAAAAGGACAAAUCACCCAGUCAUCUUGAAAAAUAAGAAAGUGAACAAAUUAUGUAUAGAUACUCCAAAACUCGGUAAAAGAAGAAACCAAAGAUGUCAAGCGGUAAAGUGGCACUGCAAGUUGAGCAAUUACAGGUACAGUAUACCUUUGGAUGAGGUGGAGUUUUGGAGUAAAUGUCAGUGUUAUUAUGAUCGAAAUAGCAGUACCCAGUUAAGAAAGUAUUGUAGAGUUGUUCUGAAAUCUCUUGAUUCCACAAACCAACAUUUAAAAACGUUUGAAAAACCUUGCAGCAAACGGUGCAGACAAAGGAUAGUAUGUUUGUCGCUAAAUGCAAAAAAGCCGAAGCUGGAAAAGGAAAUGCGGCGACUUUGUAAGAACUUUGGAAUUCCUCUUGUUCUAAAUAGAUUGACAGAGGAGAAAUGUUCAUAUUUAAGUAAUGACAGUGCGUGCACGAUAAAAAUUGAUCCGAAUGAUACUGACGUGGAUGUUUGCAAUAUCGACACAAAUGAAGAUCAAGGAUUGAUAGUCGAAAACCAGUUGGAUAACACGAUCGAUGAAGGAGAAAGAUCUGACAAGAAUGAUUUCUUCUCAAGUAUCGAUACAAAUCUUGGUACAAAGCAUAAAGAACACCUGACGAACGAGGUCCAAGUAACAUUAAAAGAGGUACCAAGUGCUGAAUGGGGUGGUAUUGAUACCGCUGACAAUCAGAUCGGAGAUAAAAAGGAGGAGUCGCUGCUAUGUACCAGAACUAUUAAAAAGGAGCAAUUUUCAGAAAGUUACGGAGAAUUAUCGAACACGACUCGGGAUUCCAAUAGCAGGAAAAGAUGUUAUGCAGACGAUAAUGGUGUUGAUGCUUCCGGUGAAGAUAUCUUGAGAAAUAAGCAGGGCGAGGGAGAAGAAGGAAGGGGUCAGGGUCUAUCGCCAAAUAACACAUCUCUUUUCGAACCUCCUUCAAAGUGUGAGAAAAUAUCGCAGCUUUCUGAGGAUUUACCAAGCAUACAUCAAAUAAAACACGAACAGAUUGACGGUGCAAAGGGAUCCCAGAUGGAGUCUAACGCGGGACUACAAGCCAGAAUACGCAAUCUCCGAGAGCAACUGAAACAGCGCGAAAAAGAUGUUGAUGCCAUGAAAGAAAAUUUGAAACACUUCACUGAACUGCCAGAUUAGUACUAUACUGUGAUUUUACUUUAUGAUAUGGAGACUAUAUUAGUACUCCGUACUGUACUGUUAUGAUGAUAUGUGUAGGUUGUGAUGAAUGCUUGUAUUUCCAUCGGAAAACUCUGAUACACGUAGUUACCUUAAUAGUAAUUUCUGAUGAAGAUUCUUCAGCUUUUUAUCAUUUUUGAUUGUUAGUAUAUUAAGCAUACUUGAUAAUUAAAGUAUGCCUUUUAUAAAUUUU